AUGCGUUUCUUCGCCGUCAUCUCUGCCCUUGCUGCCCUGGCCUCGGCCUACACCCAGCCCGACUACACCCAGAGCCCCACUGGCAAUGCCAUCUACACUCCUGGCCUGAACGACCAGGUCGAGGCUGGCAAGGCCUACAGCGUCACCUGGGAUCCCACCACCACCGGCAAGAUCUCGCUGGUCCUCCUCCACGGCCCCAGCACCAACAUGCAGACCCUGUACGCGAUUGCCGAGGACAUCGACAACACCGGCAGCUUCUCGUGGACCCCCAGCACUGAUCUGGCGCCCGAGACCACCCACUACGGUCUCCUUCUCGUCGUCGAGGGCACUGGCCAGUACCAGUACUCCACCCAGUUCGGUAUCACCAACCCCUACUACUCGUCCUCGUCCGCUGCCGCUUCCGCCACCACCUCCACUGCCGCCGCUACCACCUCCGCUGUCACCGAGGCCGCUGCCACCACCACUGCUGCCGCUACCACCACCGAGGUUGCCGUCAGCGCCGCCACCACCUCCACUGUCGCCGAGACGGUGGAUGCCACCAAGCCCGCUGCCACCUCCGUCCCCGUCAUCAAGCCCACCGGCUUCGUGACCUCCAAGCCCUCUGGUGUCAUCUCCAGCUCCGCCGCUCCCUCCGGCACCCCCGCUGCCAGCUCCUCCUCCGUCUCUCCCAUCUUCACCGGUGCUGCUGACCGCAACGCCAUGAACCUGGGCAUGGGCGCCCUGGCUGCCGGUGUUGUUGCCGUCCUUGCCAUCUAA
Aspergillus aculeatinus CBS 121060 is the source of this 756-nucleotide messenger RNA. RefSeq names its product GPI anchored serine-threonine rich protein. The transcript has a single exon. NCBI's taxonomy places the organism in Eukaryota, Fungi, Ascomycota, Eurotiomycetes, Eurotiales, Aspergillaceae. The record is from RefSeq and is a predicted model, not a curated record. The coding region runs from base 1 to 756 and encodes 251 amino acids.